This is a messenger RNA of Colossoma macropomum (tambaqui), 2401 nucleotides long. It is a transcript of the gene frs3, whose product is annotated as fibroblast growth factor receptor substrate 3. Gene Ontology annotation, biological process: cell surface receptor protein tyrosine kinase signaling pathway. The transcript has 7 exons. Gene Ontology annotation, cellular component: cytoplasm. NCBI's taxonomy places the organism in Eukaryota, Metazoa, Chordata, Actinopteri, Characiformes, Serrasalmidae. The coding region runs from base 206 to 2080 and encodes 624 amino acids. The record is from RefSeq and is a predicted model, not a curated record.
GGAUAUCUGAAAAAGGGGGCAGUAUACUCAGAGGAAUCUCUCUUCUCCGUUUGUCAGGAGACAUGAAACAUUUGUGCGCUGGGACCUGCUGCUCUUACCAGCACACCCCUCCUCCAGCAUGACACCCAGCAGAGGAUUCUGGGAUUGACGUUAGCAUCACUCCCACUGAUGGCCUGGACCAGGUUUCAGCUAACCUGCUGAAGCUAUGGGGAGCUGUUGGAGCUGUCUAUACAGAGACGCCAUCCAAGACAACCACCCCACCAAAUUCAAGGUGACAAAUGUUGAUGAUGAAGGGAAUGAGCUGGGAUCGGGGACGAUGGAGCUCACCCAAACAGAGCUCAUUCUGCACACACGCAAGCGGGACGCCAUCCGGUGGCCAUACCUCUGCCUGCGGCGCUACGGAUACGAUUCCAACCUCUUCUCCUUCGAGAGUGGCCGGCGCUGCCAGACAGGGCAGGGGAUUUUUGCAUUUAAAUGCUCUCGUGCAGAGGAGAUAUUUAACCUGCUGCAGGAGCUGAUGCAGUGCAACAGCAUUAAUGUGGUGGAGGAGCCCAUGAUCAUGACCCGCCCUGGCCACGCACCAGAGAUGGACCUGCCUCGAACCCCACAAACACCCAACACUCCUGGGUUCCCAGUGCAGGCUUUCCCUAAUGGAUACCCUGGGUACCCUGUUAGUGCAGACUCAUCACAGCCCACUCUCUCUGAUGACCACAGACACAGCCUCAUGGGGAUGGAUGACCAGACACAUACUUAUGUGAACACAGUGAGUAUGGAGAGUGAUCUGUCCAGCCGCCACUGUGUCCACUCCCUGCCAGAGGUGCGGCCCACCCCCUUCCCCGAGGCCUCCUCCGCCUCCGUCGGCCGUGGGGGUCCAAUACCUGGUCAGGCCAGCCUGCACUGCUGCCCCAUGGACGACUCUCACAAGGACCCUCAGGUGUUCCUGCAGCCUGGAGCUCAGGAGGUAAAGUUCAUGCUGGGUCCCACGCCGGCACAGCGCCACCUGCUGGAGAGAGAUCGGCACGCCGCUCACCCGCUCCGAGCGCCGGAUGGCAGCUCUGAGACUGAGGGGGAGGAGGCUCCGCCCAUGCACGUGUGUAACACACACUCCUACCACCAUUACCACCACCAUCUGCACCGGCACCCCAGCAUGGAGCCCAGUCAGCUAACGUACGAGAACAUUAAUGGACUGCGAGGGGGACGCAGGCAGAGGCUCAGCCCCAGCAGCGUGUCCCAGUCCCAGUCGGUCGGCUCGAGCAGCAGCAGCAGCACCACGGGCGAAACGCACCCACACACACACCCACACUCGCUCCCACUCACACACACACACACCUCCGCGCUGCCCCCUCAGGGCUAUGGCUGCGAGAGGGGCACGGGGCUCGGAGGUCACCGCCGCACCGCGCUGCUCAACUACGAGAACCUUCCAUCACUUCCGCCUGUGUGGGAGUACCGUGCCCUUCAGCGUGAGGAAGAGGAGGAGCAAGACGAAGACGAGGAAGAUGAUGAGUAUGAGGAGGAAGAGGAGGAGGACUUUGAUGAAUAUGAAUAUUCAGAAGGUCCUGGGACCCCAAAUGGAUAUCAUCAGGAAGCCGGCGGCAGCGGUGGGAUUCAUCGCGAUGCUCUGCAGAACUAUGUUAACACAGAACAGAUACAGCCUCCACGUCUCCGUCAUGCGUGCCCUCCCCAUCCUCACCCCCCUGAGAGGGGUGGCCGAGUGUUCAGUUUUGAUUUCCGCCGGCAGCGGGCAGGGCGGGGCGCAAUUGGGGGCUCCGCCUACGAGCAGCAUGGCCGCCACCCUCCCCCUCCCCCCUCUCGCCAGCUCAACUACAUCCAGGUGGAUCUGGAGGCAGGGGGCUCCAGUUGCCCAGGACACGGAGGGGGCGGGGCUCAGGUGCCACAGAGACCGCCUCCCCUCAAGCGCGGAAUGGCUGCUGCGGCGGCUCCACCCUCACGUCGCGGGGAGUGCUAUGCCGUGAUUGACCUGCAGAAGACCGCAGCCAUGUCCAACCUUCAGAAAGCUCUGCCCCGUGACGAUGGCACCUCGCGGAAAACACGCCACAACAGCACCGACCUGCCUCUGUGAAAGAAAGUAAGAGGGAUAAAGAGUGAAAAAGGAAGCAGGUUAUGGGUGAGAGCAGAAAAAGGUGUAAGGAUGGAGCUCUGGGGGUGUUACUGUUAUCCUCUCGUUUGUGUUGGAAUGUCUGUCGCCACACACAUGUUUUGGCACGUGUACAUUCAUACCAACUACUUCUUGUCGAUACGGUCAGACGAAAGUGUGUAUAUCGAGCUAAAGGUUUUACAAGUAAAUGCAAUUUUUAAAGGUUGAUUUACAGUGGAUUUUGGUACCGCUGGCUUAUUAGGUCCAUAGUUUGUUUUGACGCUGGUGAUCCAGGCAUAGAGAAUU